CGAGCGCCCAUUCAUCUCUGCACUUGGGCGUUGGACUCCGCAUCUUAUUAGCAACAAGGAAAAUUUCUCCAUUUUCCAGCCUGUCUACAGCGACACAGACACCUAUCUGGGAUUUUUAUUACUUCUCUUCACCUGGCAGUGUUUUCUGCAAAUUUUAAAUUUUUUAUCCACUGUAACUGGACUUUAGUUUAUUUUUUCCCAGUGAACUUUUCCCAGACAGAGGCAACAGCGAAGAGCUUACGUUUCAAGAAAGAGGCUUGUGGUCUUUGUUCGUUUUUGGAUCAGUUGAGUUUCUUUGUUGGAGCGAAAAGCAUGGGAGCGCAAUUCUCCAAGACAGCUGCAAAGGGCGAAACCGCGGCAGAAAAGCCAGGAGAGGCUGCUGCUUCACCAACCAAGACCAAUGGACAGGAAAACGGCCAUGUUAAAGCAAAUGGGGAUGCCUCUCCUGCAGCCGCCGAGGCUGGAAAGGAGGAGGUGCAGGCCAACGGCAGCGCCACAGCUGAGGAGAGCCCAAAAGAAGAGGCUGAGAAGGCAGAGGCUGCACCCGCAGAGAAGGAGGCUGGAGAGGGGGAUAAGGUAGAAGCCGCUUCUCCUGCUGCCGAGGGAGAGGCAGCAGCCAAGCCCGAGGACGGCGCCACACCUUCAACCAGCAACGAGACCCCCAAGAAGAAGAAGAAACGCUUCUCCUUCAAGAAGUCAUUCAAGCUCAGCGGCUUUUCUUUCAAGAAGACCAAAAAGGAGACUGGAGAGGGGGCAGAGAAUGAAGAGGCGGCUGCUUCCACAGAGGAGGCCAAGGCUGAGGCCACAGAGGGGGCAGCCAGCGAGGAGGCCAAGCCCGCUGAAGGAGAGGCUGCACCUGCUGCAGAGGAGGCCAAGGAGGCGGCGAGCCCGGCAGAGGCUGCACCAGAGAAGCCUGCCGAGGAGGCCAAGGCUGCCGCCCCUGCAGAGGAGCCAAAGGCAGAGGAGAAGCCAGCUGAGCCUGUGGCAGAUGCCAAGGCGGCAGAGGAGGCACCCAAAACAGAGGAGGCUGCCCCCGCAACGCAGGAGGCAGCGUCACCAGAGGCUCCGGCCACAGCCGAGACCACUGAAUAAGGCCGGAGGCGCAAAGGGCAAAAUGGAAGAAAUAAAAAAAGGAGAAAAAAAAGAUAAUCAAAGAACAUUUCCCUGUUUGUAUGUUGGAGUGAUGCCAGGUCCUGGCUUUGGAGAACUUGUCUACAACCAGGGAUAUUUUAAGGCUUUUCUUUUUUUUUUUUUUUUUUUUUUUGUCUUUUGGUUUCCAUUCCCCCUUACACAAAACCCAUCUCGGUCCAUUGUUACUUCCAUUCCAACGGGCUAGGGAGGUGGGUGGCUUAAAUAUGUAAAACAGAUAAAAUACAUCCACACUCUGCCAUGUUUUUUUCAUCAGUAUUAAAUGUUAUUUUUUUCCUUUUUGCAUUUUUAUACAAAAUGUAAACUUGUCAAAAUGUAUGGACAUGCCCAUGGUAUGAAGGAGACGGGGAUUCAGCUGAGAUGUAAAUGAAGGGGCUUCAGGGAGGGCGAGGGGAAAGGAUUCGGAAGUGGCACCCUUGUGCCUGGGAAACGUGCCACAGACUAUUAUGUAAAGAGUAGUCUUAAAAACACAAACAUGAGACCAACAUUCAUAUGCUAUGAGAGGACCAUGCGGUUUAAACACUAAGUCAUUUUUACUCUGAGACAACAAAAAAAAAAAUACAAUUCCCAGCUAGGUUUUAGGAAGUCAUAUAAAAAAUCAUAGGAGCUUUUCACUUCUCAAUAGCUGUACCAGUCAGUGAUUCAGUAGAAAUACAAGUUGUAUAGGCUUUAUUGUUUAUUGCUGGUUUUAUGACCUUAAUAAAGUGUAAGUAUGUAUAGGCGGGGUGUUUUUAACUGUGAUUAUUGUACAAAUGAAAUCUUGAUCUCAAGAAGCACAUGAAGUUUGCAGCUCUUUUUUCCACCCGCUCAUUUUGUAAGAUAACAAUAAACAAAGUCAUCCUGGAAGACCUUUUAAGCAAUUUUGAACUCAACCAAGCUGUGAUAAGUGGAAUGGUUACUGUUUAUAUACUGUGGUAUGUUUUGAUUACAGCAGACAAUGCUUUUUCAGUGGUCUUUGACAAAUUAAGGAAUCUCUAUCAGAUGCAAUGUUUGUGUAGCAUCUUGUCUCUUUUUCUUUUGUAAAUACUGGAGAAGCUUUGACCAAUUUGACUUAGAGAUGGAAUGUAACUUUGCUUACAAAAAUUGCUAUUAAACUCCUCUGCUUAAGGUGUUCUAAUUUUCUGUGAGCACACUAAAAGCAAAAAUAAAUGUGAAUAAAAUUUGA
This is a messenger RNA of Myripristis murdjan (pinecone soldierfish), 2314 nucleotides long. It is a transcript of the gene marcksa, whose product is annotated as myristoylated alanine-rich protein kinase C substrate a. Lineage: Eukaryota; Metazoa; Chordata; Actinopteri; Holocentriformes; Holocentridae. The transcript is spliced from 2 exons. Gene Ontology annotation, biological process: central nervous system development; actin filament organization. The record is from RefSeq and is a predicted model, not a curated record. The coding region runs from base 313 to 1092 and encodes 259 amino acids. Gene Ontology annotation, molecular function: calmodulin binding; actin filament binding. Gene Ontology annotation, cellular component: plasma membrane; actin filament bundle; cytoplasm.